GCGAACUGUGCCACAUCGAAUCGCGAUACCACACCGUCAACAUCGAAAUAAAUAAGUGGAAUUUAAAUUCGAACUAUUCACGAUAACUCCAUCGAUUUCACUCCAUUCCUCAAAAAAAAAAAAAUAUUUAUACUGAAAGAUAAAAAUUAUUUGAAGUAACCAUCGGAACAUAUUUCGUACUAUUGAAAAAGGUAUUUAAAAACUAAUUAGUGAGCUCGAGUGACAAGUGAAAAUAAACGAAUGAUUUUUUGCUUCGGUAAAUAAAAAAGCAAGUGAUGGGCAUUAAAAAAAGUGGGAAGAAAAAAAUAAUGAAAGACGGAACCGAGGCUGUGACGACCUCGACGGAGGUCUCGGGUGAGACAACAGUGACAUCCUCGCGGAUUGUUGCUGAGGCGAGCACAAGUGCUGAGACUGCGAGCCGCAGCAGCACGAAAGAAAUCACUUCUGGAUCGCGCGAGGUAAUAAUGGACUCGCGGGGAAAUAUAAUCAAAGUGACAGAGACCCCGGGCGCGACAAUCAGACAGGGAAAAUCGUCGGUGAAAGGUGCAACUGCAUCCGAGGACUUUAUUCAGGGUGAACAGAGCCAGAUGAUUGAAAAACCCCGUCCAGAAGUCAGACAUAAAAUCGCGAGUGACGCAAUGCAGAGGGAAAACGUGGGAUGCGACACCUUUAUGACAUCAUCGUCUGUGGUGAGCUCCUCGUCCUUCACGGAGGAGUCAUCAAGCGCAUCAGUUGGGAAUAAUCCGCCGGAAGUUCACAGGAAAUCCACGGAAUCAAGUCAAUCGGCGAAAACUGUGUCCGAGGGGAUAAGUAGAAACGGACAGUUGUGCACAGACACAGUGCGGAUAGACGAGUCUGAGAAUCGCCUGAACAUCGAUGGAAACGUCGUGGCGACUAGCGGGAAGAACGUCCAGACUGAAUCCACUGUGGAACCCUCGGGAAAACCUCACGUGACGUUCACAGACGACAAAAAGACGACGAAGUGCGUUCCCCUGUCGAAGCCAGGUCAGUCGACGUGGGACGGAAGAUUCACGUACGAGAGACCGGCGACCCCGGGAAGAACGACUCCGGCCCCGGCGAAGACGUCGAAACUCACACGCCACCAGGAGGACCUUAGGACCUCCUCAGAGCAGUCUUCGUCCUUCGAGGAAGUAAAAACCUCCUCCGAAGUCACGUCGAUUGAUAAAUCGUCUCACGAUCACGUCGCUCGUCCUUCGAGACCCGGAGACUUCCUAGACGGUAGUUUCGUGAUCGAUAAAUCGAAUAAAUCGUGUGAAAUGACGAAACGAACGAACGAGCCUACGAAAAUCCAGACAUCAGGGAGAACCGAUGUUGAGAUAAGGGAUGUGUCUGAGGAGCGCAAUAUCGUCGAAUCGACGUCGUCCUCUUACAUCGUCGAGUACAAAGACUCCUCGGACGGCAGAAGAGUCGAGAGAGUGUCGACGGUAUCGACGACGAUUCAAGAAGAGGAGCCGUCGUCUCCUCGGGGCGCGUCAACACCGGUUCGUCCAGGUAGUGCAGACAAGCGUCACUUCAAACCGGGCGAGUCCACUUGGGACGGAAGCUUCACCCUCGAGAAGCCCCCGAUGUCCUCGACCCCUCGAGCCGCCGACAGAAGACAUCGAAGAACGAACGUUGACAUUCGCGACGUAACCGAUGACAAUACGAUAAACGAGGCAGAUGUCUCGACAUCUUCGUACAUCGUGGAGACGUCGGCUAGUGAGAGCAGCUUCUCAGAUGUGAGAGACAGCUCGACAAUCCGGAGGGAUGAACACGUGAGGAGGUCGAGUCCGACUCCUGGGGGCAGCCGACCCCCCGGAGCCGCUGAAAUCGUCAACGACUCGAUUAUUGUCGAGCAGUCGCGCGUCCGCGAGAGCUACUCCGACUCCUCGAACAUCGAUUUGUCGACAACAGCUGUUGAGACGGUGAUUAUUGUCGACGGGAAGCCGGUGAGUAGAUCCGUGGAUUAUAAGGUUGGGUCAUCAGGGUUGAGGGAUACUGUGAUAAGGGAUGCGGAUGGGCGAAGUGGGAGACCUUGCAAGUCUGUUGGACGAGACGCGCUUCCGGGGGAUGCUGUCGGACAGACAGGACUAACUGAGUCGUUGACGGAUAGCGUCGAUGUGUCAAGCAGCAGGAGGUUCAUCAGUGUAGAGUCGACUUCAACGGCUGAUUCAAAGACUUACGAGGUCUUGGAAUCAGAUGUGAAGAACGGCAGACGUCCUCAGAGCCCUGAGAGGAUAACUGGGAGAUCUCCGAGUCCAGGGGACAGAGCAUCUCGUCCUACCAAACCUGGAUCUUCAACCUGGGACGGUUCCUUCACUUAUGAGAAGCCUCAACAGCCGAAGAAACCUGCAGAUACUCUGAAAGAUGUUCUUCAGCAUCCUAAAGAUAUCAAGCGGCCAGAGCCAAUUACUGAUCGAAGAACAGACAAAACUGGUGUUUCAACCACUAAAUUCAUCAACGUUGAAUCAACAUCGACGAUUGAUUCAAAGGUAUUUGACUCUUCAGACGUUUCAACAACUGUUUUCCAUGAUGUGAGGGACAUCAGACGUCCUCAGAGCCCUGAAAAAAUAACUGGAAGACCAUCUGACAAGAGAUCUCCAAGUCCAGGGGACAGAUCAUCACGUCCUACCAAACCUGGAUCUUCAACCUGGGACGGUUCCUUCACUUAUGAGAAGCCUCAACAGCCGAAGAAACCUGCAGAUACUCUCAAAGAUGUUCUUCAACAUCCUAAAGAUGUCAAGCGUCCAGACCAACGUUCAGGAUCAAUUACUGAUCGAACAACGGACAAAACUGAUGUUUCAACCACUAAAUUCAUCAAUGUUGAAUCAACAUCGACGAUUGAUUCAAAGGUAUUUGACUCUUCAGACGUCUCAACAACAGUUUUCCAUGAUGUGAGGGACACCAGACGUCCUCAGAGCCCUGAAAAAAUAACUGGAAGACCAUCGAGUCCUGAGAAGAGAUCUCCAAGUCCAGGAGACAGAGCAUCUCGUCCUACGAAGCCUGGAUCUUCAACCUGGGACGGUUCCUUCACUUAUGAGAAGCCUCAACAGCCGAAAAAACCUGCAGAUACUCUCAAAGAUGUUCUUCAAUAUCCUAAAGAUAUCAAACGUCCAGAGUCAAUUACUGAUCGAAGAACAGACAAAAUUGAUGUUUCAACCACUAAAUUCAUCAAUGUUGAAUCAACAUCGACGAUUGAUUCAAAGGUAUUUGACUCUUCAGACGUUUCAACAACUGUUUUCCAUGAUACGAGGGACACCAGACGUCCUCAGAGCCCUGAAAAAAUAACUGGAAGACCAUCGAGUCCUGAGAAGAGAUCUCCAAGUCCAGGGGACAGAGUAUGUCGUCCUACGAAGCCUGGCUCUUCAACCUGGGACGGUUCCUUCACAUAUGAGAAGCCUCAACAGCCGAAGAAACCUGCAGAUACUCUCAAAGAUAUUAUUCAGCACCCUAAAGAUGUAUCCAAGCGUCCUGAGCAGCGGCCGGUGCCAAUUACUGAUCGAAAAACUGAAAAAACUGAGUAUUCAACUACAGUAUCGAAAUCCAUCAAUGUAGAAUCAACUUUGGCCGAGGAUUCUCAGACAUUUGACUCUCGGAGCUACUCCAAGCCCUGA
This is a messenger RNA of Diachasma alloeum, 3614 nucleotides long. Its product is annotated as microtubule-associated protein futsch. Lineage: Eukaryota; Metazoa; Arthropoda; Insecta; Hymenoptera; Braconidae. The coding region runs from base 276 to 3614 and encodes 1112 amino acids. The record is from RefSeq and is a predicted model, not a curated record. The transcript has 2 exons.